UUCCCUCUCCUUUGCUAGGGGACCGAGUUUGCCGUUGAGCCGGACGAGUCCGGCCUGGGUUUCCUCAUUUCGGGGCUGGGUUGGCGUAUUUUUUAGGGUUUGGUCCGAGUUGGCUCAGCCGAGUCACGAGUGAGGCUCCCCUGUGUGACGGUGACACGGCCGAGUCGGAACCAAACGCAUUAAAUGGUGGUGCGAUUUUUUUCUAGACGCGCAGGCGCAGGCCGUGUUUGUGAAGGGGGCACCACGCCUCCACCUUUGUGUGGGCGUACUUACGAUAUUGUCCCUGGGAAACCCUAAGGACACCGAAUGACCACUAAGCCACAUGCGUUUCCUUUUUUUGUUUUUGGAAAUAUUAAAUGCGGAGAUGGCCACCAUCUUUAUCGCUCUGAGCUGUCAGUCACAAAAUCAGAGCUGUACAAAUAAAUGUGCAAGGAGAUUCUUUCUCUUUCAAACCUUUCUUAGGGCCACCAUUUCAAUAUUUUUACUUUUGGAUCCUCCUGUCGAGGAAGAGCUGGAAUGGUUGAACAAAGACGUCUUCCCGGGCGUGGAGACAUUCCUGGACUAUCUUCCAACGAGCGUGGAAAACGUUCCCAAACAGCAGAGCCCAAUUUCGGUGCUGGAGAACAGCAGCCACAGCAGUAGCAGCAAUAACAGCAACAGCAGCACCACUACUAUAAUGAGCUGCUGCGAGAAUUUCCGAGUGCCCAGCCGGGCAAGGAGCAAGCGCCGCCGCAGGCGCCACAAGGACUUCUCGGACAUCCCGGGCCAGCCGUGGUGGUGGUGGAGUAGCCAGGGUAACACCAACGCCAACAACAGCAGCCCUACCAAUAGCAAACAAACAAUUACAAGCUCUACAAUUGGGAGGAAGUGCCAGCAUUGCCAAGCGGAGAAAACACCCCAAUGGCGGGCAGGCCCCCUCGGCCCCAAAACCCUCUGCAAUGCUUGCGGGGUGCGGUACAAGUCUGGCCGCCUCGUGGCUGAGUAUCGGCCGGCGAGCAGCCCGACUUUCUCAAGCAAGGUGCAUUCUAAUUCGCACAGGAAGAUUAUGGAAAUGAGGAAGCUGAAGCAGAGGGAUGUGAUGGUGAGGCCUUGUGGAUAAUUUGGUGGUUAGGGGAGUGAUGGGUAGGUUUCAGAUUUUUUUUUUCUUCUUUUUUUUUUUUUGGUUUUUGUUUUUGUUUUCCCCUUUUAGCUUAGUUAGAGAUUAGGGUUUGUUGUAAUGGGAUAGUGCAAAAUCUCUGUUUGGAUUCCGAAAAAAAUCCAAAGGAGGAAUUUUGACAUUAGUGUGUUUGGUUAUGUUUUAGAAUUAGAACCAAAAAAAAGAAAGUGUUUCGGUUUUGUUCAUUUUAUACUCGCCCCGAUUGCUUGGAUUGGAGGGAUUUCAGAAACUGAGGGUUUUAUUGAUUUUUGAAUUGAAAGAAAAUUCUUUUGAUCA
Molecule: messenger RNA, 1432 nt
Organism: Vitis riparia (riverbank grape)
Lineage: Eukaryota; Viridiplantae; Streptophyta; Magnoliopsida; Vitales; Vitaceae
Product: GATA transcription factor 1-like
Exons: 2
Coding region: 323-1099 (258 amino acids)
Biological process (GO): regulation of DNA-templated transcription
Molecular function (GO): zinc ion binding; sequence-specific DNA binding
Source: RefSeq, a predicted model, not a curated record